This is a messenger RNA of Platichthys flesus (European flounder), 3722 nucleotides long. RefSeq names its product nexilin (F actin binding protein) (gene nexn). NCBI's taxonomy places the organism in Eukaryota, Metazoa, Chordata, Actinopteri, Pleuronectiformes, Pleuronectidae. Gene Ontology annotation, biological process: dendrite self-avoidance; axon guidance; homophilic cell-cell adhesion. Gene Ontology annotation, cellular component: axon; plasma membrane. The record is from RefSeq and is a predicted model, not a curated record. The transcript has 14 exons. Gene Ontology annotation, molecular function: cell-cell adhesion mediator activity. The coding region runs from base 205 to 2778 and encodes 857 amino acids.
CACACUCAACAGCAGCAGCGGCCAGUCGAGCUGUUGCACCGGUGGUCGCGUCUCGGUUCGUCUGAGUUUCACUUCUUCUGUUUCAUAUCCACUGAAAGGAUUUCUUUUCUUCUUUUUUUUCAAAUCAUAGACGAGGACCACAGCUCGCUACAAAGGGAACAUUUUAUCAGAGCCUGUCGGUCAACUUGUCAUUGUGCUACAAACAUGACGGAGGUGGCGCAGGUUGUGGCGGCGGUCGCCCACGACAUGGAUGAUGUCACGAAUGAAAAUGAACACGGCAUGAGCGACGCCGAAAACAAGGAAGAAGAUGUGACGCACGAGGAAGAGGAGGAGGAGGAGGAGGAGGAGGAUGUGGCAGUUGAUGAAGGCGACGACACUGAGAAGAAAAGCGAGGAGAGGUCACACGAGGAAGACAAAAAAGCCUGCCACACAAAUGAUGAAGACAGUACUGAGACUGACAAGCCACAUGUGAACGGUGUGGAGCACAAAGAAAAAGACACAGAUGAUAAGACAAAUGGUGACGCAACGGAUGACGAGGAGAAAGAGGAUGCACAUUCUGAUACAAAUGAAGACCGGAAUAUGUCUGAACUGGCACUUAAAAAAGAGAAACUUCUGCGAUCUAGAAAGCCGGUGGCCAGGACCUACAUGCCCAAGCUGAGCAAAGAGAAAGGGGACGUGACGAGCAAGUACGAGGCCAUGCAGAAGGCCCGGGAGGACCGCAGCAGGCUGAGGAGCAGGGAUGAGCAGCAGAAGAGAAAAGAGCAAUUCGUCAAGGAGAGGGAGUGGAGCCGCAGGAAGCAGCAGAUAAAAGAACUACUCGCAUCCAGCGAUGAGGAGGAAGAGGUGAAGCCAGCAAAGGUGGAAAAAUCAUACGUCCCCAAAAUCACAGGCAGUGUGAAGGGGAAAUUUGCUGUGAUGGAGAAACAAAGACAAGAGGAGGAAAGGAAGAGGGCAGAAGGAGAGAGGAAGAAAAGGGAGACCCAGGACAACAUGGAAAAAGCCAAAAUCAAGAGGGAUUUGGCUAAGAAAGCAGCUGAGGAGGGAGAUGACACAAUCCUGGUGCGGGUGGUCCCAGCGAAGUCUUCACGACAUCCGGGCAGGAUCAAGGUGAACUUUGAGGACAUGGAGAAGGGCAGAGAGGAGGACCUGAAGAAGAAGGCAGAGGAGGAGAAAAAGAGACGCUACGACGAAAACAGACACUCCUUCAGGGAAGCCAAGCGGCGCUCUGUUGUUGAACAGGAUGAAGAGGAGAAGCCCUCUGAGAAGCUGCAGGUGACUCCUGGGAAGCUGAAGAUGGGAUUUGAGGAGCUGGAGAAGGAGAGACAGGACCAUAGGAGAAAGCAGGCAGAGGAGGAGGCCAAACGCCGCCUGGUAGACGAGAAGAAGGCGUUUGAGGAGGCCAGACUUGGAAUGGGAGAGGGUGAGGGCGAUGAUCAGCCCUCUCAGGAAGACAAGGAGGAGGUCCGACCUGGAAGACUGAGGCUGAGCUUCGAGGAGCUGGAGAGGCAAAGAGUCGAAGAAGUGCGCAAGAAAGCAGAGGAGGAGGCCAAGAGACGAAUGGAGGAGGAGAGGAGAGCCUUUGCUGAAGCCAGAAAGAGCAUGCUGGUAGAUGAAGACGAUGAUGGGCUGAUGGCCUUGUUGAACUUGGAGGGCAGUGAACCUGGGAAGAUAUGCGCCAGUUUCGAGGAUCUGGAGCGACAGAGAAGAGAAGAGGAGCAGAAGAAAGCAGAGGAGGAGGCCAAGAGGAGGCUGGAGGAGGAGAAGAAGCUCUUUGCUGAGGCCCGCAAGAGUAUGGUGCUAGAUGAGGAAGAAGGGAUAGUGAAGAGCGAUUCUCAGGAGGCGCUGUACCCCAGAAAACUGGAGAUGAACUUUGAGGAGCUGCUCAAAGAAAAGGAGGAAGCAGAGAGAAGAUCUAAGGCGGAGGAGCGCAAGAGGAAGAUGGAGCAGGAGAAGCAGGAGUUCGAGCAGCUCCGACAAGAGAUGGGCGAGGACGUAGUAAAUGAAAGCUCAAACGUUGUGAGCCAAGAGUAUGAAGAGCUCACGAAGCUCAAGAGGACAGGCUCCAUCCAGGCCAAAGACCUCAAGUCCAAGUUUGAGAAGAUCAAGCAGCUGAGUGAAGAGGACAUUCAGAGGAAGAUCGACAUGGAGAGAGCUCGGAGGAAGGCGGUCGAUGAUGAAAUUAAAGAGAGAGAAACCGGGAGGUUCCAAGACGAGGAUGAGGGAGGAGAGACGACUCCAGCGAGGGCCGACGAGUCACCAUUCAAACAGAAGGUGGACAUGCGAGCCCGAUUUGAGCAAAUGGCCAAAGCCAGAGAGGACGAGGAGAAGAAGAGGAUAGAGGAGCAGAAGCUGCAGAGGAUGCAGUUUGAGCAGCAGGAGAUCGACGCUGCACUCCAGAAAAAAAAGGAGGAUGAUGGGGAGGAUGAGAGCAGCAUCAUCAACGGCUCUGCAGCCUAUGAAGACGAGGAGGAUCACGCCAGGUCUGGGGCGCCGUGGUUCAAAAAGCCCCUCAAGAAUCAAUCGGUGGUGGACUCGGAGCCGGUGCGGUUCACUGUCAAGAUCACUGGGGAGCCAAAGCCUGAGGUCACCUGGUGGUUCGAGGGAGAGACGCUCCAGGACUGUGAGGACUAUCAGUAUAUAGAGCGAGGAGAGACGUACUGCCUCUACCUGCCCGAGACCUACCCGGAGGACGAGGGCGAGUACAUGUGCAAGGCGGUGAACAGCAGAGGCACGGCAGCGAGCACCUGCAUCCUCACAAUAGAAACGUACGACUACUGACGCCCCUCCAGGUUCUGGACUCUUUUCCUGUUGUCCCUCGCUCCCUUGUAAAACUUUGCCCCCGCGUGGUACGGUAUGGUCAAACAGCAGAGGGGAGAAAAUAGCAGUACGCUUGGCAUUCCUUAGGGAGGGACACACACACACACACAUACACAAAAGCAAGAUGUUGUUUACAUAUUGCUCAAUGUUAAAGCUGCACUCCCUGCUAGAGUAGGAUGAUACAUGUGCCAAAAAACCGACAGGAUUCUUUGCUCCCAUUGCAAGGGGUCGCACAAAGAUCUCAAACCACCUUCACUCAGAGGCCGUAGUGAUAUUUGGGAUACCAGCAAUUUUUCAGUAUCAUAGUACUGUAAUGUAAAUAUCAGACUUCCCAUACCUGGCAAAAUGUUACGUUGAGGCAUAGAAAUGUCAAAUGUACAACGUCCUUGUCUGCUGAUUUUAAAAAACAAUAUACGGGAAAACACCUUACAAGUUUAUAUUCUACUAAUGCUCACCAAUAUCAUCAGUAUCAUCGUAUGUAGUUUAAUGCACCCCUCCUCUUAUUAGUAAAUGGUAUUGUGAUACUUGGCUGGUAUUAUAUCAAAGGCUAACAUGUUAUUCAUCUCGGUGGGGUUGUAUUUGGAUGAUGGGACAUUGUAAUUACAGCCACGUAUUGGAGGAUCAAAGCAAUUUGAGCUUGUGUACAUCCUGAUUUUCACUGAAACUCUUGAAGUCCAGAUAAAGUGUUUUUUAAUCGCAGCAUAUAAACAAUUUGAAUAUGUUGAUUUUUAAUGCACCAAUCCCCCUUUUUUCUUUUGAAUGUCAUACUCUUGAUGAAGUUGUCAUAAUUCAGUCGUGCUGGACAGUAGGUCACCGUCGUAUGGUUUGAUAAGUAAAAGAAAACUUAGGCUAGCGUGAAUAUUUGUCAUAUGAAAAUGUUUUAAUAAAAUGAAUAAAGAAUUAAA